Molecule: messenger RNA, 1099 nt
Organism: Cynara cardunculus var. scolymus (artichoke)
Lineage: Eukaryota; Viridiplantae; Streptophyta; Magnoliopsida; Asterales; Asteraceae
Product: bidirectional sugar transporter SWEET1-like
Exons: 6
Coding region: 343-969 (208 amino acids)
Biological process (GO): carbohydrate transport
Cellular component (GO): membrane
Molecular function (GO): sugar transmembrane transporter activity
Source: RefSeq, a predicted model, not a curated record
UAGGGACUCCGCGUUCUUCUUUCUAUAAAAACCAUCUCCUCAUUGCAUCAUAACCCAUCUCUCUCUCAAUACAACAGUUAUAGAGGAGGUUACCUUCCAUUUGGGUUUUCUAUUUAAACAACGAUUUGUACUUCAUCUCUCUGAAUCAAACAAGAAUGGGAGCAGUUUCUAUUUUGCACACAGUUUUUGGCAUUUUCGUAUUUUGUUGAUUGAUUUUCAUUCUAUGUGAUACUGGAAACAGGGGAUGCCACUGGUCUGUUCCUCUUCCUGGCACCGACGAUAACGUUCAAGAGGAUACUCACGAACAAAUCAACCGAACAAUUCUCAGGAAUUCCAUACCCCAUGACCUUGCUCAACUGCCUUCUCUCUGCCUGGUAUGGAUUACCAUUCGUAUCGAAGAACAACACACUGGUUACGGUUAUCAAUGGGACAGGAGCAGGAAUUGAGGCAAUUUACGUUUUGAUAUUCAUAAUCUACGCACCGAAGAAGGAGAAGGCGAAGGUCCUUGGGUUGGUUACAUUCGUCCUCGCCGCCUUCUCCACUGUCGCCUUAGUUUCCGUUUUUGCUCUCCACGGCAAGAGUCGCCGGUAUUUUUGCGGUUUCGCCGCUGCAAUUUUCUCCGUCAUCAUGUACGGAUCUCCCCUCUCAAUCAUGAGAACAGUGAUCAAGACCAAGAGUGUGGAGUUCAUGCCAUUCUUCUUAUCAUUGUUUGUUUUCCUGUGUGGUACUUCCUGGUUUAUAUUUGGCCUCCUGGGAAACGACCCUUUUGUAUACGUUUGUAAUGGGUUCGGAAGCGUAUUGGGUGCACUACAGUUGAUUCUGUAUGCCAUAUAUAGAAAGAACAAGGGGCAGAAAGAUGAGAAGGCCGCAGCCAAGGACGGCGGAUCCACCAUGGAAAUGGGGUUAGUGAAACGCCCAGAUAAAGCAACAGUCACGGCCAUACAACCGCCGGAAAACACUCGAGUGUAGGAGGGAUAUAUAUCUUUCACCUUGCCUUUUUAUCUACUACGACUUUAAAUGUUUGUUUUUCUCUUAACAUCAAGUUUGUGUAGUUUGUUUGUUUGUGAAAACCGCUGAAUUCAUCAUCUUCAUUCCUAAA